This is a messenger RNA of Blepharisma stoltei, 693 nucleotides long. Lineage: Eukaryota; Ciliophora; Heterotrichea; Heterotrichida; Blepharismidae. The record is from the annotation of a GenBank genome assembly.
AUGCCGAAUUACGGUGAUCCAGAAUACUGGGAAAAGCGUUAUUCAGAGCAUAAGGACUCUACAUUUGACUGGCUUGAGAACUAUUCUACUCUUAAAUCAAUAAUUGGCUCACUUGUAGCAAAAAACGCAAGAGUUUUAAUCCUAGGCUGUGGAAAUGCAGAAUUCAGUGAAGAUAUGUAUAAUGACGGAUAUGACUACAUAUACAACAUCGAUAUCUCCACAGUCGUCAUUGACCAAAUGCGUCAAAGGAAUAUAGAUAAGCCUCCAAUGUCUUGAGCAGUCAUGGACGUCAGAGAUCUGAAGUUUGAAUCCAACUAUUUUCAUAUCGCCAUUGAUAAAAGUACAAUAGAUGCACUACUAUGUGGAGAUCAUGCCUAUCUUAAUGUUGCAAAAAUGACAAGAGAGGUCCAAAGAGUUCUCCAAAUGGGAGGGUAUUACGUAGUUAUUUCUUAUGGAACACCUGAUACACGGUUAGAGCAUUUCCAAUGGGAACACUUAUCUUUUGACGUUUCCCAGAUGACAAUUGGAGACGAGUCAGGAAAUCAGCAUUUUGUUUAUAUUUGCAAGAAAAGAGAAGACGCUGACCAAAAAUCAAUGGAAAACUGGAGCAUCGUCGAAAGAGUCUUAAUGGAUGCUGAUAAAGAAGAAGAAAAUAUUGAGAGCGAUGAAAAUGAGGAAGAAAAAAAUGAUUAA